CACUUUCGGAUUCUUUGUCACGUAUGAGGAAACAAUCCACGGAGCUGUGAACUGCCGACCUUGUUUCGGAAAAUAUUAAAACCUGUAACAAUAUAAAGUUGCAUUAUAAUCUAAUCUUCUGGUAGAAUCAUAAUGGCUCUUGUUGAAGUUAGUGGUUUGAAACCUUUUUCUGAAACCAGUGGGCAGAUUUUCGGAACCAGACAAACGCAUCUCGUCGACCGAACUAAUCAUUACAGUUUUGGAACCUCAGCUCAGGAAUUUGCUGUUCCUGUGGGAGAAGAGCCCUCUGGGUUUCUGACCUCCUGCAACAAGGAGGGAGGGGUGAAUAUUGAGAUGAACCACGGAACCACCACCCUGGCCUUCAAGUUCAGGCAUGGAGUCAUCGUGGCCGUGGACUCCAGAGCUUCAGCCGGACGAUACCUGGCAUCCAAUGAUGUCAACAAGGUGAUAGAGAUCAACCCCUAUCUAUUGGGCACCAUGUCAGGCAGUGCAGCAGACUGCCUGUACUGGGAGAGACUCCUUGCCAAAGAAUGCAGGUUGUACAGACUGAGGAACAACCAUCGUAUUUCUGUGGCUGCUGCUUCUAAGCUUUUAUGUAACAUGAUGCUGGGUUACAAGGGCAUGGGCCUUUCUGUGGGGAGCAUGAUCUGUGGAUGGGACAAGGAGGGCCCUGGUCUGUACUAUGUGGAUGAAAAUGGGACCCGUCUGUCUGGCCGGAUGUUCUCUACUGGGUGUGGAAACAGCUACGCCUAUGGAGUGGUGGACAGCGGUUACAGAGAAGACAUGACAGUGGAGGAGGCGUAUGAACUCGGCCGUCGAGGCAUCGCUCAUGCUACUCACAGGGAUGCUUACUCUGGUGGAGUGGUGAACAUGUACCACAUGCAGGAGGAUGGCUGGAUAAAAGUAUGUAAGGAGGACGUCUCAGAACUGAUCCACCGUUACAGAAAGGGAAUGUUCUGACUUAACUGCUCAGAGUCCAGACAAACCUCAACAGUCUUUUUUCCAUCAAUGUGUCACUAACAUGAGGGAUGUUGAUUUUUUUUUUUUUUGAGAUUAUGUAUACUGUACCUAAAAGUAAACUUUUUACAUUCAUACAUAAUUCUGAAGUAGUCUGCACAGUGGCGCAGUUGGUAGAGCUGUUGCCUUGCAGCAAGAAGGUCCUGGGUUCGAUUCGCGGCCCGGGAUCUUUCUGCAUGGAGUUUGCAUGUUCUCCCUGUGCAUGGUGGGUUCUCUCCGGGUUCUCCAGCUUCCUCCCACAGUCCAAAAACAUGACUGUCAGGUUAAUUGGUCUCUCUAAAUUCUCCCUAGGCGUGAGUGUGUGUGUACAUGGUUGUUUGUCCUGUAUGUCUCUGUGUUGCCUCUCGCCCGGGACGUUCGCUGAAGAUCGGCACCAGCACCUCCCAACCCCACCAGGGACGAGGGUGUUAGAAAAUGGAUGGAUGGAUGGACAUAGUUCAGAAAAGCUGUUUUACUAGAAACAAAAUUGUUCAAAUAACUCCCAACAAAUGAACACAACCAACAUCAUUCUAAAUAAAGAUUGUUAUUAUUAAAGUGA
This is a messenger RNA of Gambusia affinis (western mosquitofish), 1555 nucleotides long. RefSeq names its product proteasome subunit beta type-8-like. Bases 133 to 960 code for a protein of 275 amino acids. Gene Ontology annotation, cellular component: proteasome core complex. The transcript is spliced from 6 exons. The record is from RefSeq and is a predicted model, not a curated record. NCBI's taxonomy places the organism in Eukaryota, Metazoa, Chordata, Actinopteri, Cyprinodontiformes, Poeciliidae. Gene Ontology annotation, molecular function: threonine-type endopeptidase activity.